GGUUAUUUUUAGCUUCUUUCAGUAUUUCUGGAGUUCCUGCUGAAAAGCUUCGAAAAUUGUGUGAAACAAAAUUAAAAAUAAUUUCUGUUAUUUUAGUAGUUUGCCGUGGAGUGAGUCUUGCGCUCAUUCAGAGAUCUCAGUGGCCCCACGGUUCAAAAUAACCAUGGGACUAGGUUAACUUUGAACGACUCGAGAAGUUUGAUUUUGAUUGAUCAAAUAGUUGUUCUGAGAUGCUCCUGGAAACCAGAAUGUGGUGUUAGCUAUUCACCGUUGUAUUCUGCUGAAAAUGACAGCUGUAGCUAUGGCAAAUAGAACAUGGGAACCUUCUUUAUCGAACCUACUGGCCUCUUUGGAAGAGUCGAAACAAGAACUGACAAACUCCGAUGAAGAAUUUUCAUUUUUAAGCAAUCUCCUUCAGUCCAAAGAGCUCCACGCACUAGUUCAGGUGCACAACAAGAUCCUGGAAGGUGGCAAAGAUGAAAAAUGCAAUCCAAUCCUGUCUAGUUCAAUGCAGAUUGCUCUGGAAGUUUUAGAAGUUAUUUUGCCUCGCAUUAAUCUAAGCGAAGAUAGCAAGGAGCUUUUCUUCCUUUUGCAGAGGCCUCACAUGCAGGGUCUUCUCUGCGCACAUGAUGCUGUAGCUCAAAAGGACUACUUUCCUCGAUUACCUGAAAUUCCCCAAGAAGUUGAUGAUAAUGAGGAAACAAUAAAAAUUGUGCAACUAGUAAAGAGCAAUGAACCUAUGGAUGGUGCUUUAAAUGCUGAGCCAAUUGUGGGCGCAACAAUUAAAACGGAUGAAGAUACUGGUAAAAUUGUCAUCGCCCGGGUCAUGCAUGGAGGAGCAGCUGACAGGUCCGGUCUUAUUCAUGUUGGCGAUGAAGUUUGCGAAGUUAAUGGAAUCAAUGUUGAGGGCAAAGUCCCCAAUGAAGUCCUCAAAAUUUUGCAAAAUUCGGAAGGAACAAUAACGUUCAAACUGAUUCCAGCAGAAAGCAAGGAUUCAAGCCGCGAAAGUAAAGUCCGUGUUAGGGCCUUGUUUGAUUAUAAUGCCUCCAAAGAUCAGUAUAUUCCUUGUCGGGAGGCUGGUUUGGACUUCACCAAGGGCACUAUUCUUCACAUCGUUAGUCAAAAUGAUCCUUACUGGUGGCAAGCACGUAUCGAAGGGGACAAAAACAUCAGAGCUGGCUUAAUUCCAAGUCGGACACUUCAGGAAAGGAGAAUAAUCCAUGAAAGAUCCUUAAUGGGAAAGGAUCCUAACAAAGAAUUUCUUGCAAACGGAAGCUGUCUCGGAAACCCGGAGAAAGUCCAGCUUUUGGGACUUUGCUCCGAGUUUGCCAAAACAUCAUUAGGAUUUUCCGAUUGUGAAACUCCUAAAUGCUCAGUGCGUACUAAAAAAAUUAUGUAUGACACUGCAGAAGCAGAUGACUUCGACCGGGAAGAGAUUGCCACGUACGAAGAGGUGAUCAAGUUGUACCCCAGGCCUGGGUUCCACCGCCCCAUCGUACUUAUUGGCCCACCAGGAGUUGGCAGGAAUGAAUUAAAGAGGAGGCUCAUCGCUACUGAUCCUGAAAAAUUUGGUACCCCAGUUCCUUAUACAUCGAGGCCUAUCAGACCUGGUGAAAUCAACGGAAAAGAGUACUUCUUUGUAACGCGAGAUGAAAUGCAGGAGCAAAUAGAAAGUGGAAAUUUCAUUGAGUUUGGAGAGUACAAAGGCAACUUUUAUGGGACCUCUGCAGAGAGUGUUGUUUCUAUCAUCAAUGCUGGUCUUAUUUGCGUAUUGACACCUCACUAUCAGGCUUUGAAAAUGCUCCAGACUCCCCAGCUAAAACCCUACAUAAUCUACAUAAAACCUCCAUCAUUUGAAGUUCUGAAGGAGACACGGUCUUCUGUCCAUGCUCGUUCUACGUUUGAUGAGUUCAACUCAAGAGGAUUCACAGAUGAAGAAUUCCAAGAAAUCGUUCGCAGCUCUGAGCGCAUUGAAUUCUUGUACGGUCACCUUUUCGACGAGAGUAUACUCAACGAUGAUUUGUCAUCAGCAUUCGAACAGCUCCUCUACUCCGUCCACAGAGUCGACACAGAGCCGAUGUGGGUCCCUGCCGCCUGGGCAGACUAAAAGUGUCCUUGCUCUAAGAGCUGUGCAGUCGAAAUUAGUUUGGGACAUGUUAUCAAUUAAUUUUUUUUGUUAAAAGAAUGAUACUCUUGCAAGGUUUUGUAGCAAAGUGGAAAUUCAGUUUUCCCCUAUCAGCGCAUGAAAAGUCAUCGAUGACUUUGAAAAAGUCUUCAGAGGAAAGUUCAAGCUGGAUUCGCAUUAGAAUGAAUGCAAACUUUUUACCUAAAACUUUCAUAUUUGAAGAAAUUUUCUGUAGCCUCUUUUGUCUUUGACUUCGUCAGCAAAGAAAAAUUGAAAAAGAAAUUACAUACGGAAGAGCUUCUUGUUUCAGAGUUCAUUUGAUUCCAAUAGGAAAAUGUAGCCUGUUUGGAAAUUCCGUAUACAUUCUUUGAAACCCAAGAUUGAACCCCAAGAAUGGGUGGUUAGACCCCAAAAAAUCAUACACAGUUAAUUUAAACAGCUCCAAUAUCCUUAUGCAAUUCAAUAUAUGCAGUUUGAAAUUUAUUUUGCAUUCAAGUGUUCCAAAAAAAAAAAUUCUGCAGUGCAAUAACACUAUUUACAAGAUUUUUAACCUCACAUCGACAUUAUGAAAAUAAUAGACAAUGGUGGUGGAAGUAUGUUAUAACAAAGAUUAUUGAAAGAACCUCAAGGGAGUCUUUUUCAGAGUUGUCCUUGUCAUUUUUAUGUUUUUUAUUUUGAAACUGAAAUUUUGGCUCUCUCAGGUGUGCUUUUGGGAUGCAUUGGAAAAAUUGGUUGAAAAAUAGAGUGCACAUACUGGCCUUUUAUUCCUGCUGAGGUCUAAACUAUGACUAUGAUUUUAAAGACCAUCAAUUUUUGUAUCUGAAAUUUUCCCUCCGCUGUUGUUAUCAAGAAGUUUUUAGUUAAUUUCAGAUGUUAUAAUCUCAGAUGAAAGUGCUUCGUUUGCGGUUUUUUUAAAUAGUUUUAAAUCAUGUGCCAAAUUUUUAAAUCUGCCGGGAAAGCUAAGUUUCUCCCCCUCAAAUUAACAAGUUGUAACUUUUCUUGUAAGUCUAAAGGUAAUUAACAGAACUAUUGUUAAGCUUGUACUGUAUUUUUCAGCUGAUUUCUCAACAUUUGUCCAAAACUUGAAUUUUGAAGAGUUCAUUAUUUAAACAUGUACACAAAUGGUUUAAACCUUGUGUUUUCCUACUAUCUAUGAAGAGUGCGUCUAUGUCAAAGAUUGGCCUUUUACCUGGUUUCGGCAAAGUACAUGGAGCAAUGCUUUGAGAGAAUAGCUUCAUUCCACAGCUCAAGAAAGGCAUGGUACAGAGCUGUAACAUAGCAAAUUCUAGGAAAACGCAGCAUGUGUAGAAAAGGAAUCAAUGCACUUUGUCAUCGUUCAAAAUUAUCACCUUUGGAAAGGAAAGACGUUCAAAUCUCUCUACAAAAACGUCCGAUUUCACUGCGUUUUUAUCUUGAGAGAGCUACUGUAGUGUGGAUCGGUUAUGCUUCGUGACUCUGCCUCCAACUGUACAAUAAACUGUUAGAUUGAUUGUAAUUAGAUUAUUUUUUAAAUCUUAGUGAAAUUUUAAACCUAUGAAAAAUGCGCCUCAUGACAGUAUUCGAUAGUCUUAGCUGUUUUCUUAAUUUCUUGUACCUAGGUCUAAUGAGUUCUUCUCCAUUCUGAUUAGUUUUUGAUCUUUGCUUUGUCAGUCAUCCGUGUACAAGCAAGUCUGGUGAAUGUCAUUCCGUUGAUAUCGUUCAGUUAUCUUUAGGUUAUCCCAGUAUAAUUUUUUCUCAACAACAUCUAGUCGCUUUGCUCUUUUCAGUAUUUAUUUAUGAAGUAUUUUUCUGGGUUACUUUUCUUGUCCUCUUUGACGAUAUUUCACUCAUAGAUUAAUAAUUUUAUGUAGUAUCUAUUUUAAUUUUUAUCAGUUUGUUUAAAUAUUUCUCUGACGCCGAUGAUUGUAUCAAUCUCUGACCCAUGGAUUCUUUAAAAAAGAUGAACUAAUAAUCUAAACCUGCCCCCCCCCUCUCUUCUCUCAAAACAGGAAAAAAUUGGACUAAGCUCAUAGAUUGGACAAACAUCUGUAUCAGAGGACUUGUGAACUCCUCAAAUACUAACAUGUCAUAACCCUGCCUGAAUUGGUAUUCUCGAAGACUUACUUAAACUGAUUUUCAGUUUGAUUAGAGAGAAUAAAAUCAUCUUACUCUCGUACUAUCUAUCUAUACUCGAUGGCAGAAAAAUUCAACAAAAAAACAUUCACCAAAAAUUUACUUUUCCACAAGAAACGUAAGUCCUCAGUUCAGUUGACUUUUCCGUCUGUUGAAAGCAUUCUCAUCCUUUCAGAUGUUCUUUUACCAGCGAGCAUAUUUUCAUUUUAUGAACGGACUUAAAAAAUUUACUUUCAAUUUGAUUUUUAACUGAAUAACCAUCUGUACGAUCGAUUGAUAUUAUAUUGUUCUUUAGUCGACCAUUUAUUUAUGUGUCCGGCUCACAAAGAUCUGAAGAGUUAAAUGUAUUGCAAUUGUUUCAAGGCACUCGUGACCUGAUUCAAUUGUUAAUGAUUUUUAUAAUUUAGGCUUAUUCUUUUUGAUUUAUAUGUAUUGAUUUUUUUAAUUUAUUAGCUAUUUAUUAUCUUCUACACUAUUUCAAGUACUUCAUGUUAUUUUCUUUGUACUUCCUUUAAUCAAUGACUUAUUUGCUCUCUAGCUCAAUGUUGAAUCACAGGGAAUUGCUCAUAAUGCUCAAAGUUUGCGAUCUUUCAGUCGAACUGAGUUUAACAGAAACUUUUAGUCAUAUUUUCUUUUGGGGGAGGGGGGAUGAGUUAGGAUUACAGUAUUACCUUGAUUAUCCGACGAUUUGUGGCGCAGGCUGUGUCGGCUACUAAACAAGUUGAAUAAUCGAAACCACCGAAAAGAGACUGAAUAAAUGCCAUUUCAGGCUCUGUUUGGAACUAAUAAGCACAAACUCGGCUGGCUAUUUACUGUAUUUGAGAAACAUAGUAUUCUAGUUGGAAAGAAAAACAACAAAAAUAUUCAAAUUUUGUCCAAAAAAUCUACUUUUGUUGCGUCAGCUGACUUGUUUUUGAUCAGAAACUCAAUUUUAACGUUACAUGACUGAUGUGUUGGGUGAUCGGUGUUUAGAUAAUCAGGGUAUUACUGUAGUUUUAAAUUCAAAUAAUGGUAGAUGUUUUUGUGUCUAAAGUUUGAAAUUGAGACUAGAUGUUUUGAACAUGAAAAUAGUCUUUAACGUUUCCUGUAACAUUGAGUUUUACGGAGGUAUGAGACUUCAAAUUUCUUUUCGAAGUUCAAACAUAAGGCAACUUAGUAUGUUUCUGUUCAAUUCGGUUCAAAUAGUUACGUAUUUUAUUUUGCAUUAAUUAGAAAUGAAGUUUGAUCCACAGUGAAAUGGUCAAGAUUAGUCUUUAAAGGCUCAUAAAGGAACAAUCUCAUAUUUUCAGAUAUUGGGUCUAGCAAAUUGUAGCGAAAGUUUUUUAAAUUUAUUUGCCAAUUUCAAUUUUAUUGUGGAUUUAACCUAAUUUUUAAAUUGUUACUUUCUUCACGGAGUAUCGCAUCACGCUUAGUGUUUAAGAUCUUGCAGCUAGCCUGGGUGUCCUGAAAAUUUGUCUUAAUUUAUUGUUAUUUUGACUGGUAUCCUAUUACUUUCUUUGUAAUUAAACAUUAGUCUCUUUCAAGAAGACUGUACGUGUGGACUUUAUCCCAUCGUUAAAUGAAUUAAGAUUAGGAUUUAAGAUUCUGUUGGGAAUUUUCUGAAAUUCUGAAAAAUUAUUAUUGAACUUAUAUAUAAAGUUCUAUUAAAAAUGAAAAAUAUAUUCUGAUCAAAUUAUGAGGAUUGAAUGCUUUCGCAGAGUAUGUCGAAGGCAAAUGGAUUUUUCCCGCAAUGACACUUUUUCCUCUCUCAGACUUGGAGUCUACUGUUUCCUUUAUGUCUGACUUACGUUCCUUAUUCAAUUAAUCAAUCUCCUCUGGUUUUUUAAACGAACUAUCAAUUUCUUAGAUUUAUUAUCUGGGUGUCAGCAUGGCAGACCAACUGGAAAGAAUCCAGUGAAAAAAAAAAUCAGGGAAUUUUUUGCAGAAUGAAAAUUUUGGAUAUAUUUUCGAAAAGGAUAAAGAGACUCUUUUAGUAUGAAUGUUUGUAUGUUUUCAAUUUACAAAGUCAAGAAAUUUCUGUCAUUUUGGGGUGAAAAAACCUAGAAAAGUGAAAGACUUUUUCCCCUCCAGUCUGUUGACACCCUGAACUUACGUUCCUCAUUCAAUUCAUUAACCUCCUUUUAUUUUGAAAUCACUGAUCAACUACUUGACUUUAUCUUUAAAAUAACUAGAUACACUCACGGAGAUACAAGAUUAUUAUACAUCAUGUUAGAUCUUAGCACUUGUUUACAACUGGUUUUUCCUAUUUACUCGAACACCACAGCCCACAAAGGAAGUGGAAGUUCAUACUACCGUAAGACCUCACAUAAUUUUACUGUAGGUACAUCAGUAGUUGUUGCCGUAAGAGUAUUAUCAAAUAAUGUGUUAAGGCAAAUACACACAUAAGAUUUUUCUAACUGAUAGGAUCCAUCCUCUCUGCGAUUGAAUUUGCAGCCUGUGUCCUUAUAUUCUACAAAGUUAUACUUAGAUUUAGAUCGAAUGAAUCUGUUGACCCUUACUGCCAAAAAAUUUGUUUUACCAAUAGUAUGAUGAUGAAACCUUGUUUCAAUUUGUUUGAGAGCAACGUAAGUUGCCACUAAAUUUUCAGAUCUUUAUUAAUGUUUGAUAUCUCUUCCAUUCACCUUCAUUGACUUACAUAAUGUUGAUUUAUUUGACUAUUGCUUCGCAAUUACUUAAUUUUUCUAGUUUUAAUUCCCUCCAAGACUGCUGAUUUACACUCUUAUCUUAUUUUAUCCCAUGUUUUGUUUUCUCCUGCUCUGUCAUUGAUGAAAUUGGCUUUGUUUCUAUGCUAAUUUUAUUAAAGAUUUGUGUUCCUCA
Messenger RNA from Bemisia tabaci, 7054 nucleotides. RefSeq names its product membrane palmitoylated protein 7-like protein metro (gene metro). The record is from RefSeq and is a predicted model, not a curated record. Gene Ontology annotation, molecular function: protein binding. Lineage: Eukaryota; Metazoa; Arthropoda; Insecta; Hemiptera; Aleyrodidae.